Messenger RNA from Harpia harpyja (harpy eagle), 8836 nucleotides. It is a transcript of the gene PSD3, whose product is annotated as pleckstrin and Sec7 domain containing 3. Gene Ontology annotation, biological process: regulation of ARF protein signal transduction. The record is from RefSeq and is a predicted model, not a curated record. Gene Ontology annotation, molecular function: phospholipid binding; protein binding; guanyl-nucleotide exchange factor activity. NCBI's taxonomy places the organism in Eukaryota, Metazoa, Chordata, Aves, Accipitriformes, Accipitridae. The transcript is spliced from 16 exons. The coding region runs from base 323 to 3508 and encodes 1061 amino acids.
ACCUUUACACAUCUUUAUAGUGCUCUGACAGCCUAAAUAGAUGUUAGGUUCAGCUGUUCCCAUGCACAAGCCAGCAUCUGUAAUUCUCAUCAGCGGUGCUGAGCACUUCUGAAAAUCAAGUUAUCCCUUUCAGAUGCCAAGACAAAGGUCUUGCACCCUCCACUUAGGCACCUAACUCUGAUAAAUGCUGCCCUGUAUACUGAUAAACCAUUAAUUUAACAAAUAAUUUCUGCCUAUUAUUGGAUGAUGCAGAGGGUGCUGUGAACCAGACUCUUCUUCAUUGCUUUACAGUAAUGUACAGGCAAAUAUAGACCCUUGGAAGAUGGGUUUGCUGGCAGGGAAGCUCAGUGCAGCAGAUGUCUGUGAAGCCUCGAAGAGCAGGGCUGAGGGAUGGAGAUGCUGCGUCCCAGAGGCAGAAGCACUUGUGUGGGAUAAUGAUGUAUCGGCUCACGCCCAGACUGUUGCCAAGGCCAAAUAUGAAUUUUUAUUUGGCUUGGAAGAAGAGAAGCAUUCAGAAAUGGGUAGUGGCCAUGCAAGCAGCACUUUGGUACCUCAUACCAUCAUCAAUGAAUUUCCAGAGUAUGGCACUGUAGAGCCAAGUGGAAACGCGCCGAGGGCUUCAUCGCCAUGCCAGGCAGAGCCUGUGACACACAGUCCAGAAAGACGGGACAGUCACCACCAGGUACCUGGCAGGUCCCUUCCUCAGUGUGUGGCUCCUGCAGACAAUUUGAGACCUGAUGCUGGGGCAGCGCAGCUGCAUGCCACAGAAGAAGGUUUGCAACCUGCCGGUAACCUGCCAGAGAUUAUGAAAAUCUCUCAACGGCUGGAAACAACAAAGGUGCAAGAGAGAGCAAAUACUUCUCUUGACUCAGAGACUCAAAUGGAAAAAAAGAGUGUUACUGGCAGCCAAAAUGUGCAGGCAGCCAGAGAACCAGUUCUAGCAGGCCAAGAAAAACCCUCAGACAUGCCUCUUCCAUCUGAACGAACAGCUGAGGAAAAAAUGCAUUUGAUCGUAGAGAAAGAUCUGGCUGCAAUAUGGACUGGAGAAAAGCAGUCCGAGUCCUUGCAAGCCAUCAGUAAUAAAGCCGAGGAGGUCCAUGCAGCGCAGGAGACAAGCUGUCAUAGACCAUCUGUGACAAACCUGGAAGCAGCCAGCAGAGUGGAGGGGUGGGCGCAUUUUGAGGAGUUUUCAGCGUACAGUCAAGGCAAAAUGCAAAUGGGUCCUGAGAGAAGGCUCUCUAAAGAGGCAGCUGUGAGCAAACACGUAGAAUUUCAAGGGGUGGAGAUUUUAUGGCUGCAAAAAGCCGAGGAGCAGAGAAGAAAGAAGCACUCACUGCUGGAGACUGUGUCCGUGGAGAGGAGGGCAUCCCCCAAAACGUCCAGCCACCCUGCGCCACUGACGGUCUCCCCAGGCUUGGUCUCCUCGCAGGACAGCGCUUGGAGCGAGGUCUGUGAGGACCUGACGCUGGGACCCGCUGCCUCUGGAACCACUCCUCUGGUGCUGCUUGAUGAAAGCGGGGAGGAUGAAGUUUUUGUGAAGAACAAGAAGAGCCACAGUGAGGAGGAGAUGGCUGUGCUAGCGAGAGGCCAGGGCAGGAUGAUGGAGGAGGGGGAAGCAGCCAUGGGAGGAUAUGAAGAUGUCCUUGGGCAGAGGCACUCUGACGUCUCCACUGAUCUGUACAGCUCACAGUUUGAAAACAUCCUAGACAAUGCAUCUUUAUACUACAGCGCGGAGUCGCUGGAGACAUUGUACUCGGAGCCCGAUAGCUACUUCAGUUUUGAGAUGCCACUCACUCCCAUGAUCCAGCAGCGCAUGAAGGAGGGCGGCCAGUUUUUAGAUCGGACAUCAGCCUCGGGGCAGCCAGAUGUCCUGCAGCUUCCCCCUGACGGGGCGAUGAAGGGCUGCGGUGAAGGCAUCGCCAAUGGCUUAAGGGAUGCAAGAGAAACACUCUUUAGAGGAGAUGUCACGGAAGUCCCUCGUCUGGAAAGCAAUGCUGAACUGCAGAAUAUGGUGUUAGACUCUGCUGCUGCCAUGGGGAGCAAUGAACUUCAGGAGAAAGAUGCCACUGGAGCCCUUGGCCACGAUCUCAGCAAUGGCAGCAGCAGCAAUUUGGAAGCAGCCAGGCGCCUGGCUAAGCGCCUCUACCAUCUGGACAGAUUCAAACGCUCUGAUGUGGCAAAGCAUUUGGGUAAAAACAACGAAUUCAGCAAGCUUGUGGCCGAAGAAUACCUUAAAUUUUUUGACUUCACAGGCAUGACGCUGGACUACUCGCUCAGGAGUUUCUUUAAAGCUUUUUCACUUAUCGGAGAAACUCAGGAACGAGAGAGAGUUUUAAUUCACUUCUCCAGCAGAUACUACCAGUGCAACCCAAACACCAUUUCUUCUCAAGAUGGAGUUCACUGUCUCACAUGUGCCAUGAUGCUGCUGAACACAGACCUGCAUGGCCACAACAUUGGGAAAAAGAUGACCUGCCAAGAGUUCAUUGCUAACCUCCAGGGGAUGAACGAUGGCAAAGACUUCCCGAAAGGGCUGUUGAAGGCUCUCUACAAUUCAAUCAAGAAUGAGAAGCUGGAAUGGGCCGUGGAUGAAGAAGAGAAAAAAAAGUCUCACUCAGAUGGUACAGAUGAAAAGGAUAAUGGGAGCCAGACAAAGGCUAUCAGUCGAAUUGGCAACUCAAAUAACCCAUUCCUGGACAUCCCUCAUGACCCUAAUGCUGCUGUGUAUAAAACUGGAUUUCUGGCUCGAAAAAUCCAUGCAGAUAUGGAUGGAAAGAAAACUCCCCGGGGAAAGCGAGGCUGGAAAACCUUUUAUGCUGUGCUGAAGGGAACAGUCCUGUACUUACAGAAGGAUGAAUACAAGCCAGAAAAGGCUUUGUCAGAGGAAGAUCUGAAGAAUGCCAUUAGUGUGCACCAUGCGCUGGCAUCCAAGGCAACAGACUAUGAGAAGAAACCCAAUGUCCUCAAGCUUAAAACAGCAGAUUGGAGGGUCCUGCUUUUCCAAGCCCAGAGCCAAGAAGAAAUGCAGACUUGGAUCAAUAAGAUUAACUGUGUGGCUGCUGUCUUCUCUGCACCACCAUUUCCAGCGGCAAUUGGCUCUCAGAAGAAGUUCAGUCGCCCGCUCCUGCCAGCCACCACAACGAAGCUAUCUAAGGAUGAACAGCUGAAGUCCCAUGAAGCUAAGUUGAAGCAGAUCUCCACUGAGCUUGCCGAGCAUCGCUCCUAUCCUCCUGACAAGAAGCUCAAAGGCAAGGAAGUAGAUGAUUACAAACUGAAGGAUCACUAUCUGGAGUUUGAGAAAAAUCGCUAUGAGAUUUACGUUGGCCUCCUGAAAGAAGGGGUGAAGGAGCUGCUGAGCGGAGGAGAGAAUGAUGUGCCAGGACUGAAGAAAUCCCACUCAAGUCCCUCAUUGAAUCAGGAGUCUCCAGUUAGUGCCAAGGUGAAACGCAAUGUCUCGGAGAGGAAGGACUACAGGCCAGAAACACCCAGCAUUAAGCAGAAGGUUACUUAGGGUGGAAAUGACAGCUAGGGGAACAGCCAUGCAGCAAAGUACCGGUGGUCAAAAUUCUUUCUUUUAAUAACCUGUCAUUCACAAAAAAUAAGUGCAUCUGCCUGAAUGGGGUGUUAGUGACAUUUUCUAUUGUAUAUUUUGCUGUUUCUGUGCAGAUUGUGGGAGAUGUCUUUGCUCCUGCUUUGCUUUGCUUUGUUAAUUUAUCAUUUAGCAAUUGAAGCAUCGGGACUUUUUUGUGUUGUUCUGUUUCUAAAGGAGCUGGGGGAGGGGUAGAGCGCUGUGACAUAUUUACUGUCUCUUCCCCAUUUAUCUCCUCCCAUCGGCACGUGGCUUUCAUCUCUCAAGUCACUUGUCACUUUAUUUAUGUGGUGGGUGGGAAAAGUAACUGGACAAAUGCUGCAGUGCUGAGAAUGCAAGCUGUAGCUGUGAGGAAAGCUGUGCAAACAGGCAGCUGCAGAAGGCUGGUUAGAGCCUAGGGUACUGGGAACACUGGUUUCCUGACAAUGCAGAGCAUGUUGGUACUGGUACUUAGCAGCAGGUGCUACAGUAAAUAGUCGCUGUUGCUUAUUGUUAUUGCAUUGACUCUGGACCCAUGAGUGCAAAGGAAUGAAACCUGGAAAACCACUGACAAUGCUGGGGUGACAGCAUUGGAAUAAUUUGUUUGCUUCCUUCCAAGCAAAGAGUAUUCUCCUGAGUUAGCAGGCUGGGGAGUAUCCAAACCCGUGCUGUCUCUGCGGUCAGGGAGAUUAGGCAUUACCCAGUUGGAAUGACUACCUGGGCUUUAAAUUUAUUUGCAGAGGAGGCUGCUGUAGAUGUCAGCCAUUAGCAUUGUAAUUUAAAGACAAAGGGUCUCUGUGUAGUUUUUAACUAUACGCUCUCACUUAGCUGCUAUGUAGAGCCUUAUGAUGUAUCGUGCCCUGAUCCAGGAGUUUCCUUGUUGGUGUGCACAGAUAGGUGUUUGCAAUUUCUCUGCUAGUGACAAAGCACUUCGCCUUUUCUCUUCAGGAAGAGAUUCUUCUCAGCUCUCCAUUUUCCUGCUUUAGCUCACAUAGAGGUGGAAGAGGCUGAUGCAGACUGGAGAAGGGGACGAUGUGUCCUCACUGUGGGCCAGGGUUUGAUGCUGUCCUGGCUGCUCCGUGCCUGGAGGCCAGCACAGGGCAGCCUCAGCUGUGGCAGAUCCUACCCUCCAUCCACAGGGAACCAGCCUGCCUUGCAGCUCCUGCAUACCCUGUGCCAGGCUUUCAGAGUGGAGCGCAGGACAGGGACAGACCACCAUGAGUAGAGCUUUCCGUACCUGAAAGCCCCCUGUUUGUGCCACAGACCCUCAGGGUGGCCAGCAGUCUUCAGGCACAGGGAGUAGAAAGAUGAUGCAGAAAUCAUUUUCUUGCUUCCUAGCCCCUCUUGCCUGGGCAGCAUCAUGGCUCUGCAGAGAGUGCUGGCUCACCUGUUACUUAACACCCUGGGUUUUAAUCUCAGGUUUGAUUCUGGCCUGCUGGGUGAGCUCGGACUGGUCUCUCCCGUUUUGCCUCACCCUUCCUCUAUGCGGAGGACAACCAAAGUAGCCUUUCCUGCAGAGCACCUUGGGAGAGAAUGUUGAAGGCCAGUUGAAAAUUGUUGGUUGCUGUUAUUUUUGUUGUGCCUGGCACAGGGCAGCCUUCCUGGUGGAUGUGAUUCUUAAUGCAUAAAGAAAUGUCAAGAUCAAUGCAAGGGCUGUUUAGAAAUGCGCUGGUGUUUCUAGCCCAAGUAGUCGAAGGGCCACACAUCAAAAAAAUUACGACCUGAGUGGAUUUGUGCUCUGCCAGACUUCCCAAAGGGUCCAAGUCAAUUAAUCUGACUUAUUGAACUGCCAGUUUAGUGGGCAGGUCAGGGAGUGAUGGAAGAGAGAAGGACGUUAACAGGUGCUGCAUGACUUGCCUCCCCCACUGAGGACCACAGUGCAACAGCUUUCCCGGUGUUGUGCUCACCAUUGGCUGUAACAAAGAUGUUGCGCUCUCAGAUGCCGGGAGGUGUUGGAGCAAAUUGAUCCCUGCAGCUGCAGCCCAGCAGCAAAACCAGAUGGGACUGUUUCCACGUGUGAUAUUGGGACAUGCACACGUCUGGCACCUGCCACUGAGAGUGACCGCUCCGUGCUAGAAGCCAGGAGGUUGGCCCCUACCCCUGGCAACGUCAGUAAAAACUGCAGAGUCCUGAACAGAAACUGUCAGUGCUUCCCAAGUCCUGGGGCUUUAGAAGUUGUGCAUGCUUACUACAAUGGAGCAAACGUUCAGUCCUCUUCCUGAAGAAGCACAAUGCCUUCUUCUGCUGGAGCCAAAGUGAUGUGGUGCAGCAUAGUGGGUUAGGAGACUCAGUGUAGACAGGUGCAUGGUAGUGCUCAUUGGGAGAGAUUGUUUGAAUUAAUCAGGUGUGGUACAUCGACAGCUCAUGAAGGGGAAACAAAGCCAGGAGAUACCUGUAGCUGUUCAUCGUGCUCUGGUGGUUUAAAACAAACAAGCAGAAGAGAGAGUAGAAGAAAUUCGUUUGGGGAAUGCUGAAUGCACAUUUGAGAAGAAAACUUGCCCUGUUUUAGAUAAUGGUGUAAGGAAGCAUGCAGCAGAAACAAAAAAAAUGUGCAGAUUUGUAAAUGGGCCCUGCUUGACCGUCAAGGCGGGGUUGUCUUGGUGAGCUUUUUGAAGGCAGGCUGGAACAUGCCCAGCAAACCUCUUGUGAUUAUGGAGUGCAGUGCUUUAAAAGGCAAAGAGGUGGCAUUUAACUUUUUUUCCCUGGCUUUUAAAAUAUUCUGGUUGCUGUAGAGUGCAGUUAAAUUCCUGAACUCAAAAUGAAAUUAUUCCUGUAAAAUGCAUUUCCCAGCUUUGACACAGAAACUGGAUAAUUCCUCUUCAAAGUUAUUGCAGAGGAGAUGAUUUGAAGCAAUAUGAAAAGUCAAAAAGUGAACUGCAAAAAUGAUAAUAUUUUUUUUCAUUAUUUAUUCUCUAUUUCCAUGUAUACUUUUAAAUGGUUUAGGGUAUAUUUUUUAAGUCUCAUCUGGGCUUAGCAAACGCAGUUUUUCACUGCGUUUUUUAGUCAUUAAACAUUUGUUGAGCUUGGAGCACUCUUGGUCAGAGUCAGACUGCUGAGGCGUGCAGAUUAGUUUACUGAGAGUUUGUCAGGUUCUGCUCAAGUUUUUAACACCUUUUUGCUCCAUUGCUUUAUAAAUUCUAGGCAUCCCAGCCACCCAUGUGAAAAUGCACAUUUCGGAGGCCAAGAGAGAAAGGUGAUCCUGUUGUGAAUGACUAAGGCUGUUGGACUCCCUUGGGAAUAGGAUCAUCUGCUGAGCAGUACUGUAGUUUGCUUUUUUUCCCCCCCGAUGCUAUUGUAAAGGAUGGGUGCAGAUUCUCAGGAGGUCUCAGCGUGUGUAUUCUUGGGUGGCACCACUGAGAGUCUGGCCAGAUAGCUUUGCAUGGUACCCAGUACCCUGCCUUUAUUUGCUGAAAUACUUGCCUUUCGCAGAGAUCAGUGCUUGACCUCUGUGACUCAGGAGCUCUUGUUGCAGUAUGUAAGGAUACCCUGCUGGUUUCCAGCUCUCCUCUGGGAUCCACCAUGCACCUGAACUCCGUAUCAGUGAAGGAGCCUGCAGCUUUCUGGGGGUGCUCAGUGUGAGCAGGAGUUACUGGCAAACCACCGCGAGCGUGUGCGCGUGCAAGCCAGCCUUUGCGUUGGCGAUGCAGGGAGGUGUCAUUCUGCCCUGCCAUCCUCCCUGCUGCAGGCAUGCAGCUGUCGUUCAGGCAAAGCCUCUGCCUGCGUGUUGAGAGGGGGGAUGCAAGGAAGGGAGCAGAGUGGGGACAAAAGGCUCCUCGCAUCCCCCCCUCUCCAGAUGCAUAGAGAGGUCCUGGAGGGACCCAUCCUGCUCUGAAGCAUUGCUGGUUGCUAACCCUCCAGGGGCUGGACCAUCUUUUCUCCCUGGCUGAGGGAGGAGAGGCAGGAGAGGACCUCGCUGGGUCUGCACCUGGCAGCAGAGAGGCGAGGGAGAAGGACAAAAUUGCCUUCCCCUCUUCCCACUCAGCAACCAAAGCAGGUGAGAUACUCUCCCAAAGCCAAAACUGCACUGUCCUCCGUGAGUCAGAAGGUUGCAGGGGUCUGGUUGAGAUGCUUGUCAUGCAGCAGCGGCUGUGAAAGAGACUCUCUGGGCUGGCUGUGUGUUUGUGUGUGUCUUGCAGAUAAGUCACGCAUGGACCAGUGAACAUGACUACAGCUUUUAAAUCCAGUAUUUAUGUUGUGUCUUUAACUGAUGUAGAGAGAUAAGUCAGCCAGCUGAGUGAUUAAUGCAGCGGAGCUGUGGGGGAAUGCCAUUCAGCUGCGAUGCCAACUCAGACAGUUUUUCAUCUAUAGCCAGCCACUUGUAAAUGGUUACCAGAAGCUUUCUAAGGGCUUGUAACAGCUCAUCCCUUAAGCACUUUCCCUCUGAUCCCACCUGCUCCCAGGGUGCGGUUUGUCCAUGUUUGGAUGCUCGUGUGGAGAGCGGUGCGCAGCACAGCUCUGCUUUGAGCAGGAGUUUGGACUAGCAGACCUCCAGAGACUGGAAUUGUUCAGUGACUUUUCACAGCUCCAGUGCCUUCUGGUAACAAGGCUGGCUGUUCUGACUUGAAACAGCCGAUAUUUUUGCCUUUGCCCGGUGGGGGAGUGACGUUCUUGCUUGAUUAGAGCAGCCUCUUCAGUGAGGAGGUGGUUGUGGCAGUGGAGGAACUCCAAGGUGGCAGGGUUAUCACCGGGCAUCUGGAGGCAUUACAUGGCAAUGUUCUCCUUGAAAGCAGGGGAGGCUUUUCUCUGCAGACGGUGUACCACUUACCGUGUCUGCAUUCUGCAUCCCUAAAUCAAUUUCGGCCUUCUUGCAGUUAGUCUGACAGCUCCUCCUCCUUUUCUGUCAAGCUGCUCCUGUCUGUCAUCUUAGCACCUCAGCUGCUUCUGUAUAACAGGUCUCUUUUCUUCCACGCUUGCAGAAAUCCAGAAAAUUUGACUGUCCCGUCUUGCCUUGAAAAAACCUGCUCUGAAGCAGUGCUGUGUUGAAUGGAUAACCCUGUGAACAGCUUUUUCAUUCUGCUCGUUGGUAGCCUGUGUUUCCAGCCACAGUUAUAGCUGGGAGGUGUGAGAUGGAGUUUCAGACUGCUGUAAUCCCCUAGCGUUAUGCUGCAGGGACGCAAGGACCCCCUAGUCCCCUUUCCAAAAGUCGCAGAGGUAGAGGCAACCCAUGCUGUGGGGACACUGAAAGACUGUUUUGCAGGGAGCUGCAUACUUUCCAAAUCAGGCCAUACAUUUUCCAACCUUUUGGGGAGCUGUGUAAAAAACAAACAAACA